Molecule: messenger RNA, 3845 nt
Organism: Salvelinus namaycush (lake trout)
Lineage: Eukaryota; Metazoa; Chordata; Actinopteri; Salmoniformes; Salmonidae
Product: rho GTPase-activating protein 17-like
Exons: 14
Coding region: 107-2056 (649 amino acids)
Biological process (GO): positive regulation of GTPase activity; regulation of Rac protein signal transduction; regulation of actin cytoskeleton organization
Cellular component (GO): intracellular anatomical structure; cytoplasm; cytosol
Molecular function (GO): GTPase activator activity; protein binding
Source: RefSeq, a predicted model, not a curated record
CAUUAUAUUUUAUUUUUGUUCCAGGUGGUUGCAGGCAAGCAAGUCUAUUCACUUUUCCACAAACUACCAGGCCACUGUCGCCAAGGUUGAGACUCUCAAAGACGAGAUGGACGAGGCCCUGAACAAAGUGGAGAUGUGUAAGGACCAGCUGUCUGCUGACAUGUAUAACUUCUCCUCCAAGGAGGGAGACUACGCCCGCUACUAUGUUAUUUUGGUAGAGGCCCAGGCUGACUACCACAGGAGGUCUCUGGCUGCUCUGGAAGGAGUCCUGCCGACCAUACAGGCACAGAACGACUCAUGGAUGGAGAAGCCUGCGUACGGCACGGCUCUGGAAGAGCACCUGAAGAGGAGUAACCGUGAGAUCGCCCUGCCCUUAGAGGCCUGUAUCAUGAUGCUCCUGGAGACUGGCAUGAAGGAGGAGGGUUUGUUCCGAAUCGCUGCUGGGGCCUCCAAACUAAAGAAGCUGAAGGCAGCCCUGGACUGUUCCACCUCCCAGUUAGAGGAGUUUUACUCCGACCCCCAUGCUGUAGCUGGAGCUCUGAAGUCCUACCUCAGAGAGCUGCCUGAACCCCUUAUGACCUUCGCACUGUAUGAUGAGUGGACACAAGCCUCCAAUGUGUCUGACCCAGACAGGAGACUUCAGGCUUUGUGGGUGGCAUGUGACGGUUUGCCAAAGAACCACAAGGCCAACUUUAGGUAUCUGGUAAAGUUCCUAGCCAAGCUGGCCCAGGACAGUGAGGUGAAUAAGAUGACUCCCAGUAACAUCGCCAUAGUGCUGGGACCCAACCUGCUCUGGUCCAAGACUGAGGGGACUCUGGCAGAGAUGGCUGCUGCUACCUCGGUCCAUGUGGUGGCCAUCAUAGAACCCAUCAUCCAGCACGCUGACUGGUUCUUCCCAGAUGACGUGGACUUUAACGUGUCGGGCAUGUUCGUGGCCAUGACCCCUGAACCUGACCCAGGCCCUUUCGAGAGGCGACGCCCCGGAAGCCUGGUGGACGGGGACACUCCCCGCAAAGACAGCCCCGCUCCUAACAAACUGGGUGACCCCACCCCCACCCCACGUAGAGCUGCCACUCUAAAUAGAAAACAGCACCAUCAUGCCUCUUCGCCCGCCUUCCAGCCCCCUCUACCACCGCCAGAGGCUGGAGGCGUCCCCCAGACCCAGCCUGUGGCUGAGCCCCAGACCCAGGAGCAAACUCUGUGUGGGAGUACGGAGGCUGGCCAGCCUGGCCUGGCUGGGGGUGGUGGUGGUGGUGGUAGUGGGGGUCAAGGUCAGGGUGGGGCACCAGAGGUCCAGGUGGCCACAGGGCAGCAGCCUCUGCCUCUUACCCAGCACAGCGCUGAGGAGAGCAGCCCUGGCCAUGACCCCACCUCCACCCCCCCUCCCCUGAGGAACGGGGGCUCCCAGCUCACCGUGGGGACGCCCCACUCCCAGGCAGGAUGCAGGGGUCCCAGCCCCCACAUUGGACGCAGAGGUACUAAGAAGCAAGCCCCUGCCCCACCCAAACAGGCCAACCCCUUUGUAGCUAAUGUCUCCACCCUUGGCCACAGUCCCGCGUCUAACAACCCCUACCCCCUCAUCGCUCCACGACGCCACUCUGGUAAAGAAACCCCCAUCCACGCCCCCAGCCACCCGCCCCCACAGCCCCCACAAGCCCCCCAGUCUCAGGGGGAGUCAGACCCCUCUCCGCCUCACACCCCCACACCCCCUAGCACCCCUCCUCACGAUGGUCCAACCUCCACCCCCUUCACCCCUCUAUCCUCCUUCCACUCUGGCUCCCUCCCUCGCCCCACCAGGCCGGCUCCGAAGCCACGCUCCCGACCUACAGUUCCCCCGCCCCGUCAGCCGCCCACCAAUGACGACAGCAACGGGACCUGCGGCUCCGCCUCCAAGGUCAUCACCGAUGCCAGCCUGAACUUGAAGGGGAUUGGCCGAGCCCUUAUCCCUGAAAUUACGGUGGGCAUACAAGGGGAGAGCUCUGCUGGUCAUGAGCCCGCCCCCUCUCCAACCCCACCCUCGGACCCUGAGAUCCAAUCAGAGAGCACCAGUCUGUGAAAGCGGGAGGGAUCACUCCAACUGACAUCACCAAAAAAACAUUCUGCCUCUGCCCAAUUGGUCAAUAUGCUAGCCAUUCGUCCAAUCGCCGUAGUCAGAGUCAGCUCUGAGCCUCUACAGACUGGACCAUACAAACUCCCUGUGCUCCAUCAAUCCAGUGAGCAAUAAUGUCUGCAACAAACAAUCCCUAGCCAACAUUACUCUCUACAACAAUACAGGGACUAGACAACCUUCUCUAGCUCCAAAAUCCAAACUCAACACUGUUGGCACCCACCCAACACCAACACCCUUCCAUAAACCAUCAACCCUGAACAGUAUUGGAACUGGACCACAGGAUCACCCCAUGUUCAUUGAACCUUCAACCUGCUAAACAUGAUAUAUAUAUAUAUAACCACUGAACUCCAAUGCUGGCGAAGCUGUAAUGUUAUGACCCAGUACCUGGAAGCAUCUGAUGCAAAUCUGAAUAUACUGUUUCAUCGUUGAUCUUUGGAUCCAUUGUAGAAUGCUGACAUUGAAUUGGGGCUGGGUGGGAGGCUAAGCUUGUAAACCUAUAAGCUCAGAACUAGUAUGUUUGUAUUAUGCAGCUUUCCUCCCUGUGGUACAUUGUAUGGUGGUUGUAGGAAUGUUUUUUUGAAUGGAAAUUGCUCAUUUGUAUACAUGUCCUCAAUGCAUUACCUAAGAUUGUCUACAAAACUGCAAUUUUGCCCCAUUUGAGAACUUUCUUUAAUGGUUUUUAAUGGGCCAAAUAAUACAAAUGUAAUGCAGAAAGUGCUAUUGAUGAGCAAAUAUACAUGGUGAGCCCAAAGAAUCCUAUAAAGUGCCCUACUUGAUUUGAUGAGAGCUCAAGGACCAAAGAUGCCAGUUGAUUAAUAACUACAUUUGGUGAGUGUGCUGCUUUGUGUUUCUAAUAUAAAUGUUUUAAUAAAUAGUUGCCAAGGACCAAAUAAGUAUCAGUGAGGAGUGCAAUUGAAGUAACUGGAUUUGUUUCAUAGUGUGCCUUCUCCACUCCCAAUAUUCACCCUGUUUCAUUCGUUUCAUAGUGUGCCUUCUCCACUCCCAAUAUUCACCCUGUUUCAUUUGUUUCAUAGUGUGCCUUCUCCACUCCCAAUAUUCACCCUGUUUCAUUCGUUUCAUAGUGUGCCUUCUCCACUCCCAAUAUUCACCCUGUUUCAUUCGUUUCAUAGUGUGCCUUCUCCACUCCCAAUAUUCACCCUGUUUCAUUCGUUGUUUUUAACCUGUCUUACCUCAAUAUACUAUAGGACCGAGUUUUAUUCAACCCCAAUCAAACCAUGUGAUACAUUGUUAUUGACAGAGCUGAAUUCAAACAAAAUAGUCACCCCUGCCAAAAAGGUGUAUACCAGUCACAGAUUUCCCCUUUAAAAAAAAAGUGAUGGAUUGGACAUUUCCUGCCACAGAUUUUUUAUUUGAGAAGUUAUUUGUUUUGAUAUCCAUUUUGAUUUAAUUUAGCUCAGGAAAUGGACAAGCAACAACCCAACAGAACAAUAUCCCAGGUUUUAUUUUAUGAUUACUAUUCAAAUUAAGGAUAUUAUGUUGACAAUCUUUAGUGGGUAACUUGGCUUGUCACUAUGCUUUCGAUUAUUGCCUUUUGUUUCACUACAUUGCACGUUUUGAAUGUGAUUUGCGUAGCUUUUUUUCUGCCCGUGUCUUUUCAACCUGAACAAAGAUUUUCGAUAAUGAGUGAAUGGAACCUCCACUGUUUGUUCAUAUUAAAGGAAAAUAGUUUUGGGUAUUAUUACUCCAAAUAAAGAAAACAAAACAUGACUUAAAA